Molecule: messenger RNA, 6285 nt
Organism: Moneuplotes crassus
Lineage: Eukaryota; Ciliophora; Spirotrichea; Euplotida; Euplotidae
Source: the annotation of a GenBank genome assembly
UUUUUCUUGGCCAAAAAUGAAAAAUUAAAACUUGAAAAUGAAUUCAAAUGCAGCUUCUGACGAUCAAGGAAAGGAUUCAUGUUUAAAUGAGACCAAAGCAACUGUAAGCGCCAAGCGCAUCCUUUCUGCUUGGGAGAAGAACUGAGGUCAUCUAUUACAAAGAACUCGGACUCAGCUGUCCCAUGGCAGAUCCUCCUCAGAGACUAUGUCUCUGAGGAUUGCAAGGUAAUCCCAUCCAGAGAGUCCCUUGGCAUAAUCGGCUUUCAAGGCUCCAACUUAGUCCAAGAAUGUCGCAAAAAUAUCUGGAAAAGAGGUGGAUUCCUUACGAUUUUCUGUGAUAUCCACAAACAACCUGAAGAAUACUGUAUUUGAGGCAUCACUGAAGAUGAAGACCAAGAGGGAUUCAUGAUCUGAUGUGAAUCAUGAGAGAAUUGGUAUCACGGAGAAUGAGUCGGCAUUUCCUCCCAACAAGGCACCCAGAUUAAAGAGUAUUUCUGUGAAAGAUGUACCAAGUGGCAGGAGAAACGAGAAAAUUUUAUCUACUCGAUUUCACAUUCUAAAUCAUCAGAUAUUGAGCUACUUGAGAAAUUCGAGAAAGGCUCAAGCAUGUUGAUCCCCGAAGCACCAUUCGGUUUCAGACUUAUUGAUUUUAUUAUAAUUGCCGAAGCUUGGAGUAGAUUGGCAGAUGUUUUGCAAAAUUCCUCCAGAAACAACUCAGAAAUCACUGCACAUCUCAGAAUUAUUGAGAAAAUUCCAAUCAACUGCGGAUCUCGAGUACAAACUUUAAUCCAAAAGUGACAGAAAACCAUUAUAUCAGCAGAAAAAUUUCUUCCAAACUUUCAAGAUCUCCAAAAGCACAAACCUCUUGAGAUCCUCACAGAAGAUGGGAGGAUAAAUACAACCAACCUUAACACAAAUCAAACUAAUUUAACCAUACUCUCAGAAGCCUGAAAGGACCUUGAACCCUCUCAAAUUUCAGCAUGACCUGACUUAAAACUCUUGGCUAAGACAAUAGACUGCUUAAAAGUCUUGAAAGGCAUCUCUGAGUACUACGACCCUAACUUUUCAGGCCAAAAGGACCUUGAACGAUACGAAAAAUUAUUUGAAGCCCUCAAAGCAACACCUUACAAGGGUAAGCUCUUAACAAUCAUGGACCAGGAAAUAGCUGAGUACAACAAGUUCUGACAGGAUGCCGAGUACAUCCUUCGAGAAGAGGCUAAGAAAGAUACCUCAGCAGCCGCCUCUUACAAUGGCAUUACCCAGCAGGAACGUGUCGACUGACAAGUUCGGGACUGGAAGCAAGCGGUUAACACCAAAAUUGACAAAAGCAAGUUUGAUAAAGUUCUCCACAAUAGCUCUUGUCUUCAAAUUGAUUGCUCAAAAUAUCUUCCAGAGCUCACUCGUAUUGACAACUUAUGAAAUCAGUACGAAGAUAAGCUAAAUCAGACGAUUCUUUGAGUAAACAAGAAGUUAACAAUUACAGAAUGCGAGGAGAUUAUACUCCAAGGGAUCAGGAUGGCUAUCCCUCCAAAGAAAAUGCUUAUGAAAGCUAUAAAUAAGUAUAAGAAGUUAGCAACCUUUGCAAUAAUUUGUGAAGAUAUUUGUAAUGCCACUCCUCAGAAUAAACAAGAUAGCAAGAAUUUACACGAAAUCCUCCAGUACAUUGAUAGAACUUGCUACACCAACCAUUGCUUGUUAGAACCCCAGCUCGAUAAGAUCAACAAAAUUCACACCGAAUGUAAGCAAUUACAACAGAAGAUCAAGCUGUUUAAAAGCUCUAAACCUACAGAGAUUAAGGCUUUCAUCGAUGAAAUUAACUCAACUACUAGAGUCACCCUUCCUGGGCUUCAGAAGUUAUACCAAAGGAUGAUCCUCUGUCAGAUAAUGGACCCAGAGCCUGCCUCUGAUCCUCUAGAUUCUACAAUUACAGAAAUCGAAGCCAUAUUGGAGGACCUCUCAGAAAAUAAACUCAAAAUCCCUGGAAAGCACAAAGAUGAUGUAGACCUAGAAAUAAGAGAAAAAAUUGAAUUCACAAAUCAGAUGAUGAAGAAGCAAUCUCAAUGACAAACUUCCGAGGCAGCUGAAGAUCUGAUGAAGGCUGUAAAAGCAUCAGGAGUAUAUGUCAAGCCUAUCCAUAACCUCCUCAACGAUACUGUGUUAUCACUGUCCUGGCUCGAGUCUACCUCGGAAGACAUUAGAAAGAUGUAUGAAACUCACUUCAAAAAGGCUGCUCCAAAGGAUAUUCUAGAUAACCCAGAUUGCUUGGAUUUUAUUGCUAAUAAAAAGCUUAAAGACUAUUGAAAGAUCACUGAAAAGGUCAACAAAGUGAUGGGUCCCAAGCCAGCUUUACUAUACAAAACCUUGGCAAAAAUGCAAUGGACCAGAGAAUGCCACAAAUCUAUCAAAUCUGACCUCACUGAAGUCCCUCACACAACGCUCCAAAGACUCCUAAAACUCGGCACUUCACUCAACCUCACCUCUCCUGAAUUCCAUCACCUUCAAGAAUCCCACCAGCACCUCGAAAUCCUCCACAAAUUCAGCACCGGCUGCGACCCUCACAUCCUAGACUCUCUCCUCCUUCUCCAGUGCCCUGACCUCCCUUCCCAGCUAGAAUCCCUACUCUCCAAGACAAAAUCCCCUUCAAAAAUCUCCAAAAUCACUCAAAUCCUUCCUUUAGCUAAAAUCUCAAAAUCCCUUUAUUCCUUCACUAAAGAUCCCAACCCUUCAGCCCAUUCAGCAAAAAUCCUCCUCGCCCAAGCUAGAGACCAAGGACUUCCUUCCCAAAAUCCUUAUUUUUCCAAGCUAAAAUCCCAACUUGACCAGUACGAUUCUCUCUUUCCAGCCUUAACAGCUAAAUUUCCCGAACAAAAAUGUAAUAUUGCUCAGAUUUUGAACCCUGCUAGUACCACGUACACUAUCGAGCGGAAGCUUGACUUACUCAACAAGGCCAAUGGCUUAGCCAUUGAGCUAAGAGAUCAAGUGAAGGAAGUCACGAACGAUAUUAGAAAAGUUAAAAAUUUAGUGGUUAAAGCAAAGAAAUGGGCCAAACAAGCCACCAAGAAGGAGACUGAAGGCCUUUAUAAGGAAAUAAGGGCACUGUACUUGGACUUAGAGCGACUUCCCUUAACUACAACGGAGGAUUUGGAGGUGCUAAGGAGAGUAGCCACAGCGCAUGCGAUACAAGAAGCAAAGCAGUAUAUGGUUGGCAAAAAGCGAUUCGAGGAGUGGAAGGUUUUGUAUGGAAAAUUGCAAUUUGAGAAGGAAGCUGAUGAGAUGGAAACUUAUGAAAUUUUUGUGGAGAUUUAUAAAACAGCAGCUAAGCUAAACAAAUUCUUUCAAAAGAUCAACCCAGAUCCUUAUUUUAUCCCAAAAAUGCUCUCAGAGGCUUCCCAAUCACCUAUCAAUUUCGAAACCGAGGUCGAAUCUCUCAAGACAAAUUACCAAAGAUAUCUCGAAAUCAAGAAGAAGCUCCAAGACUCAUACAAAGAAAACAUCUCAAUCGAAGACCUACAAAAAGAUCAUUGCAUGCUUUCUGAGUCUUCAUUUGGCUUCACUCAGGAAAUCAGACAUUUCAAAAAGCUGCUAAAUAUGUGCAAAAGCAUGAAGAAAAGGAUGCUCAAAAUAAUGACUCUCAAAACUUCCAAGCGGAUUACAUCUGAAAAGGCUAACAAAGAAGUCAAAGAAUACAUCGAUUUAGGUGUUAAAUUCCAAGAAGGAGACAAGUUCAAACACUGGGUUGAACAAUCAGACCAACAAUACCAACAAGUCUCCAAUGAGGUAACGACAUUUUCCCAGCUAAACAAAGCUCUGGAUUAUGACCAGUAUGUUGCACUUGAGGCAAAGUUGACUCAUCUCCCUUUUGAUUACUCCAAGACAAAUCCUGCUCUUAAAAGUCACCUUCGGAAUCUCUUCCAGAAUUGAGUGGUAGGAUGUUUCAAAAAUUAUUCAAAUCACCAAAUAGCCUAUUGAAAGCCCCAACCCAAUAAAGAUCCAAAAGAUGACCUUAACAAGCUCAUCUGAAAGCCUAUAAGCAGCUUUAAAAAUGAAGAAAAUGACUCUAAAGCUCCCUUUCUGCCUGCUUGCAAAAAGGUCCCUCUUCCAAGACUUGAAGCCUUCCUGAGCCAUUCAGCAGACUCGGCCUCAAGACAGCCUGCUUGAGCUCUCAAGGAGAUCGAGGAAUAUGUGAAGCAAGUAUUGGCUCAGAUAGAUUGCAUAAAAACCCACGAGGCACUGAAGAACCUAGCUGAAGACCUCCAGCUCCACUCUUUUGUCAACUUUGAAGAAGCUGUAGCCACAAAGAAGAAGACUUUAAAGAAGAUGCCCAAAAGAGAACGUAACCCAAGCCCGAAGAAGAAAGUUGCUAAGCAGCGUCCCAAGCAGAGUCCAAUGCAGCGUCCUAAGCAGAGUCCGAAGCAACCGAGGAAGAAGAGAGAACAGAAAGAAAGGGCCAAGCAAGCUGAUGAAGAACAGAAACUAGAGAAGAAAGUUGAAACGAAAAAGAAUUUAAAAAACACAAUGGAGCGAUUAAAACAAAAGCUUGGGCCAAAGGAGAGUAAAGCUGAUAUGAUGCCAAAGUUAUGAAGAAAUGAUAAACUAAGGAAAAGAGAUUCCUCAAGUUCAUCCUCUUCUUCUGAAUCAUCAAGCAGCUCUUCUUCAUCAUCCACCAGCACAAAUUCAACUCAAAAUUCUCCAAAUCUAGCUCAACAAAAACCUGCAAGCACCCUAAAACCAGUUAAUCCCACUAAAAAUACUCCAAAACAGCUCUCAAAGGCUUCAAAAACGUUUUCUAAGUCUUUUGGAUCAGAGCUAAAAUUCUCAAAACAAGCCAAAGACUCAGGAUCCAACGAAGACACUAAGAGCACAAGUGGCGAGUUGACUCCUAAAUCAAGUCAAAAACCAGUGAAGCCUUUACUAGGAAAAUCCUUAAAGUUCAAAAGAGUACAGAAUAACGGCCUAAAACGUAAGAUAAAGUCUAGUUUGGCUGAUUCUUUAAAAAGAUUAAAGUAAUUGAGUUAAAAUAAGGUUUAAAGUAUGUUUGGGAGGGUUUGAAGGUGGUAUUUGGGUUUGUUUUUGAAUUUGGAACAAAAGCAGGUAUUUUAGAUUUUUGAGGGAUAUGUUUGAGCUGAAUUUUUAAGGAUAGAUAUUUUUGGAUAUUUGAGAUAUAUGUGUGCGGAGUUAUGUCUAGAUGAUAUUUUAUUUGUUUAAAGAAUUCUUGACGAGCUCUUAUUAAUAAGAAAAAGAAAAUUUGAGCUGUAGAAAUAAGGAAAAGAAUCCUUGAAGAUCAAGAUAUCCACCACAAAAGCUCAUCAAAUUCCUCUCAAAACCAAAGAGCAAAUAACAAAUCUAACUCAAAAAUCCAAAAGCAACAGAAAACCAAAUACUCACAGAGAAAGAAGACAGCAGGCUUCAAGAAGAAGACAGAGUUUACUAAGGACGAAAAGCUCUUGAUUCAAGUUUUGAAAUACACCAACAAAUCCUCUGGAUCUGUCCAAACCUUAUAUGCACCUCUAAACAUUGCAGCUGAGGAACUCCCUAAAAGCUCUAAAAAGGAUUCGAAGGUAAUGGAAACAGCCAAAAAUGCUGUUGUAAACAUCACUGAUGAAGCUCCGACCCAUCAAAACUCAGAACAGAUCAAUUUACCUCCUGAGAAAAAAUCAAUAUAAAAAGACUCAAAAUUGAAGGCAUCUUCCUGAAGACCAUUAAGAAGUACUUAGUGACGAAAGAAGAGGGCAUUAACCCAAACCAGUUUGCAGACAGAAUAGAGCGAUGCCUCUACAAAUAAGUGCCAACAGAAGAUAGCCUCUCAGUACUGGAAACACGCAGAGGUGGUAAAUUCCAACCUGCAGGCUCUGUCAGACUAUCUGCCUUCCUUAAGGCUGAUCUCCAAAGGAAAGUUCGAUACUGAAGAAAUGAUGCUGUCAAGGAUAGCUUUCAGGAGGAAAUCCAUGCAGAGGAAGAUCAACCUCCAAGAGAAACUGCAGCAUAAGAUGCUUAUUCAGCAGAAAUAAUGAAGAGAUUAAGAGGCGAGAGCAGGAGGAAAUGAACAGGCCGCAUAACCCUAAGCAAACGCUAAAGAAAAUAAUCCAGUCAGCUGUGGAUUAUCGGCCUAAGUGCACCAAUUCAAUGAGAUCAAGACUUGCCCAACUUGUGCCUCAAAAUGAUCGAAAUGACGAAGCCCAGGACAAGGACCUUGAGCAUAGGCUAAACAGGGAGGAACGGCAGCUCAAUGAAGCUAUUAAGAGAAGUCUGAUAGACCUGAAGAAGAAGAAGGCUCAGUCUAGUUAA